AUGGAGCGGGACCCCGGCCCCGAGGGCGCGCGCCGGGCGCUGGGCCGCCUGCUGGAGGCGGUGCUGGCGAGCCGCGGCGAGGCCAACGCCGUGUUCGACAUCCUGGCGGUGCUGCAGUCCGAGGACCACGAGGAGACCCAGGAGGCGGUGCGCGCGUGCAGCCGCCUUUUCGGGGCCCUGCUGGAGCGGGGAGAGCUGUUUGUGGGCCGGCUGCCGUCCGAGGACUCGGUCAUGGCAGGGUCCCAGGGGGCUACGCGCAAAUACAAGGUGUGGAUGAGACAUCGAUACCGCAGCUGCUGCAACCGCCUGCAGGAGCUUCUGGCUCACCCCUCCUUUGAGGUCAAGGAGCUGGCUCUCAGCACGCUCAUGAAGUUUGUGCAGCUGGAAGGAGCUUACCCCCUGGAGAAACCUAAGUGGGACGGCUACUACCUGUUUCCUCGGCAGCUCUUCAAGGCGGUGGUGGAAGGCCUGCUCUCUCCAGAGGACGACUGCUCGCUGCUCCUGUCCCGGUUCCAGGAGUACUUGGAACACGACGACAUCCGCUACCACACGAUGCGGGCAGCCACGGACGUCGUGGGCCGUGUCGCUGACAGGUACCCAGAGGUGCCGCUCACUUUCUGGAACAACACCUUCACGCUGUUGUCGGCUGUGAGCCUCCCCCGCCAGGAGUGUAGUUUCUCCACCUUCUACGUGAAGCACGUGGAGCUGUCGAGCACGUGGAAGGUUGUUCAUCUGAAGGAGCACAGGAAGGCGUUCCAGCUGAUGUGGCUCGGUUUUCUCAGGCACAAGCUGCCUCUCAGCCUCUACAAGAAGGUGCUGGUGGUCAUGCACGACUCCAUCCUGCCGCACCUGGCCCAGCCCAGCCUCAUGAUCGACUUCCUGACCCGUGCCUACGACGUGGGGGGAGCCAUCAGUCUCUUGGCCUUGAAUGGACUUUUUGUCCUGAUUCACCAGCACAACCUCGAGUACCCCGAUUUCUACCGGAAGCUCUACGGUCUCCUGGACCCAUCCGUUUUUCACGUCAAGUAUCGGGCCCGGUUUUUCCACUUGGCCGAUCUCUUCCUGUCAUCCUCCCACCUGCCCGCCUACCUGGUGGCGGCCUUCGCCAAGCGCUUGUCCCGCCUAGCCCUGACGGCGCCCCCCGAGGCCCUGCUCAUGGUCCUGCCCUUCAUCUGCAAUCUGCUGCGCCGGCACCCUGCCUGCCGCGUCCUCGUGCACCGCCCUCUGGGCCCUGAGCUGGAUGCCGACCCCUAUGACCCCGAAGAGGAGGACCCCGCCAAGAGCCGAGCUCUGGAGAGUUCGCUGUGGGAGCUGCAGGCCCUCCAGCGGCAUUACCACCCCGAGGUGUCCCAGGCCGCCAGCGUCAUCAACCAGGCGCUGUCCGUGCCUGAGGUCAGCAUCGCGCCGCUGCUGGAUCUCACAGCAUUUGAGGUCUUCGAGCGGGACCUGAAGAAGAAGGGCCAGGAGUCGGUACCACUAGAGUUCAUCCCCGCGCAGGGUCUGUUGGGCCGGCAGGACGACCUCUGCGCCCAGCACUUCACGCUCAGCUGA
This is a messenger RNA of Odobenus rosmarus divergens (Pacific walrus), 1551 nucleotides long. RefSeq names its product nucleolar complex associated 4 homolog (S. cerevisiae) (gene NOC4L). Gene Ontology annotation, cellular component: nucleolus; Noc4p-Nop14p complex; small-subunit processome. NCBI's taxonomy places the organism in Eukaryota, Metazoa, Chordata, Mammalia, Carnivora, Odobenidae. The transcript is spliced from 15 exons. The coding region runs from base 1 to 1551 and encodes 516 amino acids. The record is from RefSeq and is a predicted model, not a curated record. Gene Ontology annotation, biological process: ribosome biogenesis.